GAGAAAAAUUAGAAUCGAUACAAUUUGAGUUCGAGAUUCAAACAACAAACAACAAACUACAAUUAACAAAGUUUACAAACUUUCUUGCUAAAACAUUCACCUAGUUUUCUAAUUUUUAAAGUGAUCAAAUCAAAUUCAUCAAAAUGAACAAACAAUUGUUAUUCUUCAUUUUUGUUUCAUCUCUUGUUCUCUGUGUUUCGUUGGUUCGAGCUGAAGAAGAAGAAGAGUUCGAAGAUUCUUUCGACGGUCAACAAAGAGAAAGAAGAGAUAUCUCAGCUGAUUUAGAAGGAGCCGAAUCAGCGGUUGGUGGUGCUGGAGGUGCAGGUCUUGCUGCUUUUAAGAAAGGUGCUGGUGGUGGCGGAGCUGCUGGAUACAAAGCUGGUGGAGCUGGAAAAGCUGGUUAUGCUGCUGGAGCCAAGGGUGCUAAAGGUGGUGCUGCUUAUGGAGCCGCUGGAGCCGCUGGUGGUUCCAAGGGAGCUGCUGCCAAGGGUGGAUUCGCUUCUGGAGCUUUUGGUAAAAAGUAUGGAAAGAAAGGAGGAUUCGCUAAAGCCGGUGGAGCAGGUUACAAUAAGAAAGUCGGUCUUGUCAAGAAAUUCGGAAUGAGCCAAGGAUUCAAAUUCGGUAAAGCCGCUGGUUAUGGUGCUGCUGGAGGUGCUGUCGGAGGUAAAGCCGCUAAGGGAGGCUAUGCUGGAGCAGCAGGAGCAGCUGGAUACAAAGGAGGCAAAGUUGGUGGUGCUAAAGGUUAUGCCGCUGGAGCUAAAGGUGCAGCUGGAGGUAAAGCAGGAGCUGCUGGAGCUGGUGGAUUUAAGAAGGCCGCUGGUGCUGCAGGAGCCGCUGGAGUUAAAGGCGUUGGCGGAGGAGCUGGUUAUGGAUUCGGUCGAUAAACUUUAUCAACUCUCUCUUCUCAUGUUACUCAUAACUCAAAGCCAAAGUAUUCGUAUCCAAAAACUACUAUGAAAACAAAAACGUACCAACGUUACUCUUUUGAUUAUCCAAAGCUAUUUUCGUAACAAUUUAAUCAUUUAAUUACUAAAAACUCAAAAAUAGGCUUCGCCAAAACCAAAUAAUCACAAAUCAAUUUCGAUUGACUCCACCAAAUUAACUUUUUGCCACAAUCAGAAUUAGUCUUCCCUUUCUGUUCAAAACUGUCAAAAAAUUCAAUUCCAAAACUUUGCCAAUCAAUUUAAACCCAAACCCCAAAUCGAUAACCGACCCAAUCAUAACCUCUACCUCUCCGAUCAUGUGAUUAACCUAAUUAGAAGUCACUUCAAGCAAAUGGUUAAGUCGAAGCUCAAGUAAAAAAAGUUUCAAAAGUUUUUCUGUGAUCAAUAAAAAAUUCACAAACUUAA
Molecule: messenger RNA, 1349 nt
Organism: Panonychus citri (citrus red mite)
Lineage: Eukaryota; Metazoa; Arthropoda; Arachnida; Trombidiformes; Tetranychidae
Exons: 2
Coding region: 144-884 (246 amino acids)
Source: RefSeq, a predicted model, not a curated record